Messenger RNA from Peronospora belbahrii, 936 nucleotides. The record is from the annotation of a GenBank genome assembly. Lineage: Eukaryota; Oomycota; Peronosporomycetes; Peronosporales; Peronosporaceae.
AUGAGCGAAACAGACCGUUUUGAUAGCAUGUUGCUGGCCAUUGCACAGUCCCAGCAUGGCAUUGAGCCACUGCUGGACACGGUGUUUUCAUUUCUUCGUCGUAAGACUGAUUUUUUUUCAGGUGCCAAACCGCAGGUGAUUGAAGAUACGGUCCUUAAGAGCGUACGCAAACAAGCAUCACUUGCCGAGAAGGAUCAAUUGUAUAAAAAGCAACAAGAACAGAAGAAGAGACAGAAGCAGGAAGCGUUACGUAAGGGAUCAGAUCUAGACAAGAAACAGAAGAAGGAAACGGAGAAUGACACCAAGAGCUCGUCGCGUUUUGAGGAAAUCACUGACGAUGACGACAAAAUAGAGACUACAAACACGAAGAAAUCAUCGAAGGAGACGAAGAUUGCUGCAGAUAAAGCAGGAGAAGACAAUGGACCACCGCUUGUUGGAAAUGGAGGUCAGACGGAUAAGUAUGUGUGGACGCAAACAUUACAGGAAGCUCAAGUCAAUUUUGCGGUUCCUGAAGGUACGAAGUCGCGACAGGUAGACGUGGAUCUUCGUGCGGAAAAGCUGAGGGUCGGGCUGCGAGGUGGUGAAACAUUUGUUGAUGGACGUCUGUACAACAAGGUGAAGGUAGAUGACAGCUUUUGGACUUUGGAAGAUGGCAACCGUAUUUGCGUUUACCUGCUAAAGGACAACCAGAUGGAGUGGUGGAAGACUAUAAUUCAGGGAGACCCCGAGAUUGACACGCAAAAAGUACAGCCAGAGAACUCGAAGCUCGGUGACCUAGACUCGGCUACGCGCCAAACUGUGGAGAAAAUGAUGUUUGAUCAGCGUCAGAAGGCACUGGGUCUUCCCACUAGCGACGAUGUGCAAAAACAAGAUAUUUUGCAAAAGUUCAUGGCGCAGCACCCAGAAAUGGACUUCAGCAAAGCUAAAAUCAACUGA